Anneissia japonica is the source of this 2059-nucleotide messenger RNA. RefSeq lists its product as uncharacterized. NCBI's taxonomy places the organism in Eukaryota, Metazoa, Echinodermata, Crinoidea, Comatulida, Comatulidae. Bases 61 to 2019 code for a protein of 652 amino acids. Gene Ontology annotation, cellular component: nucleus. The transcript is spliced from 8 exons. The record is from RefSeq and is a predicted model, not a curated record.
UAACAACAACCUGGCAACUCUAUUCCGCGCCGCGGGCUGGCUUGAAUUAUUUACAAAAACAUGGCUAAUGUCAACAAGAAAGUAACGCUAAUUCCUGAACGAAGCAAAGUCAUAGAAAACAGACGUUUAAACAAACGUCAGACUACUUUGAGAGCAUUUACAUUCAUUCGUGACUGGGAACUCAGAGUAUCACCAAUACCUAGAAGUAUCCAACAGGAAUCUGGAUCUAGCCAGGUUAGUUCAUCGUCACCCAUCCCUCGCAUCAGUCCAGGGCCUGCUGUUAUAGGAAAUGCCUCUCCGUUUAGCGAAAGAAGUCAAACUGAUGAAAGCAUUUCAUCAGGACCCACAGUUAAGCAUUCAGUGGUGCAGCAUUCUCGAAGUAAAAACAGACAACGAAAACUUGUCAGCCAUAGUUCAAUUAAGUCUUUGCUAGAAUCAACGCGAUUGUCCACAGGAAUACCGGAAGACGACCGUAACAUCAGCCCCUACCAGGAUGCUGCAUCUCAGCCAUCACAUCAAAAUGUAUCUACAGUUAAGAAUGCAGGAGAUGGCAAAAGUAUCUCCAAUAUUGACGCUCCAUCUCUGCUUUCACAACCUCAUAUAUCUACAUUUGAGAGUGCAGAAGAAUCUGAACCAGCAAGUGAGAUCUCGAUGCACGCUAAUGCCAUUGAGGAAGGGUUGUCAGAUUCUGGUCGGAGAGUCAAAAGAUCAAGAACAAGGCUGACUGAAGCAUCAAGAGCAAACACGACUGCAAGAAAUGUCUCUCAAAUUCACCAAGAACAGAACAAUGAAAAUGUUGAGAGUGCAAAAGAAUUUGAACCAGCAAGUGAGAUCUUGAUACAUGCUAAUGCCGUUGAGGAAGGGUCAUCAAAUUCUGGUCCAACAGUCAAGAGAUCAGGAACAAGGCUAACUGAAGCAUCAAGAGCAAAGACAACUGCAAGAAAUGUCUCUCAAAUUCACCAAGAACAGAACAAUGAAAAUGUUGAGAGUGCAAAAGAAUUUGAACCAGCAAGUGAGAUCUUGAUACAUGCUAAUGCCGUUGAGGAAGGGUCAACAAAUUCUGGUCCAACAGUCAAGAGAUCUGGAACAAGGCUAACUGAAGCAUCAAGAGCAAAGACAACUGCAAGAAAUGUUUCUCAAAUUCACCAAGAACAGAAUGAUGAAAAUGUUGAGAGUGCAAAAGAAUUCGAACCAGCAAGUGAGAUCUUGAUACAUGCUAAUGCCGUUGAGGAAGGGUCAACAAAUUCUGGUCCAACAGUCAAAAGAUCAAGAACAAGGCUAACUGAAGCAUCAAGAGCAAAGACGACUGCAAGAAAUGUCUCUCAAAUUCACCAAGAACAGAACAAUGAAAAUGUUGAGACUGCAAAAGAAUUCGAACCAGCAAGUGAGAUCUUGAUACAUGCUAAUGCCGUUGAGGAAGGGUUAUCAAAUUCUGGUCCAACAGUCAAGAGAUCAGGAACAAGGCUAACUGAAGCAUCAAGAGCAAAGACAACUGCAAGAAAUGAACAGAAUGAUGAAAAUGUGGAUAUUAAUGCCAACUUAUCUAAUACACCAAAUAGAUUGGUAGGAAGUUUUCUGGCAACUACCCCCUCAAUGUCAGCAUUAGCGGUACAAACUUCUCCAAAGAGUGGUCCUGCAUUUCGGAAGAAAGGAAGCUUAAAGAGAAGAUCACCAGGUGAAGGAAGGAAAGCAAAUGACAGGGCAGAGCCUCUUCAAAAAGGUAAAGUGUGCUUGUGGACAGCUUCUGAUAGGAAUCGAUCAGCUAGUGAUGUCACCGAACUCGAUGUUAUCUUAAGCAACAUCGAGGAAACCUGUUUGGAUUACAGGGAAGAAUUGACAGAGAAACACCAUAGAACAGCUGUUGCCAAGUUUUUUCUAAACACUAAAAAAGACUUUACAGAUAUGAUUGCAUUACGGCAAGAGCAGAAGUUUCUCAAGUCCUCUGUGAAAAAAGCAAGGUCCGGUGUUCACAAGAAAAGGAAGUUGUUACUUUCUCUCCAGCAACAAAAUGCAAGGUAAAUGUAGUAAAUAACAGGUCCUGUUGUUGCUCCUGAGGUGG